Molecule: messenger RNA, 1707 nt
Organism: Desarmillaria tabescens
Lineage: Eukaryota; Fungi; Basidiomycota; Agaricomycetes; Agaricales; Physalacriaceae
Exons: 3
Coding region: 1-1707 (568 amino acids)
Source: RefSeq, a predicted model, not a curated record
AUGGACCAGGAAUUACAUCCAGGCGACGGAGAACCGAUCUACACCGCAAAGGCGUGCGAGAAUAUCCGCAUUUCUAUACCAAGGACUCAACAGGUUCAAGAUAGCUGCUCUAGUCGAAAUAAUACCAUUGUUACUCCAUAUUUCUCUCUUACUCUUCUUGGCCGGAUUAUUCGCGUAUCUGCUAUCCGUGAACUAAUGCUUUGGCGUAUCUCAUUCUUGCCGACCACCAUCCUCUGUGGGACACUAUAUGCUCUCAUCACUUUUCUUCCCGUAUUCCAUUAUGACUGUCCUUACCGCACACCUCUCUCCCUCUUAUCCUGGAGAAUUCUUUGCAGUCUCCGACUGCUUCGACGUCGAGACUCCCUCGGCGUUUUACAACCUAUUGUCUGUGGAAUGUCGGAAGCCCAGGAGACCGCCGCUGUAGAAAUAUCACCACAGCGCGAUGCACGAGAUUUCGAUGCAAUGUGCUGGGCUAUUGAGCUACUACGCGUCGACAACGAGUUGGAACCUUUCAUCGAGGUUAUACCCAACGUCGUCGCCUGUAGCGAUUUGAGCGCCAAGCUGCUGCUGUACAGGUUGCUUAAUCACGACGCGGUGACGAUACGCCUGGGAUAUCGUAUUCAACGCCUUCUCGUGACAUGCACCCAGAGCGAGCUCGCACCAGCAACAGUGCAGAAGCGGGCUAUAACAUGCCUUAGUGCAAUAUGGUCCUUAACAAUGAUGUCCCUCCCAGCGUCACCUGUUACAACAACUUCUGCGACAUAUCGUUCACGGGAAACACUCCACUUUGACGAACAAACGCUGAAAUACAUAAACCUUGUACAAAGCAGCAUACCAAGUGUAUCAGAUUAUUCCGUGUCCGCUCUCACCGUCGUAUCCAGGAAUCUACUCGAUAUGUAUGUCGAUCAAAUUCUCAAGCUAGAAACAGAGAUUGGGGGGUUUGUCAUGACUGGAAAGUGGUGCCAUCGUCAACUUCAAGUUGACUUGACCCACCGUCAUUCCGACCUCGUGCUCAAGAGAUUGCAUCAGCAGCUUGAUGAGCUGGAAGAGCAUCUUUUCUGCUCCCAUCAAAAAUUCGUUCUGCCCUGCACGACGAUGGAGGCUGUUCAUUGGCACUUGGAGGAGCUCAUCAAUACCGGCGGCCUCCACGUCCGACAUCAGGAUCACAGAGAGCCUUCUCUCAAUCAAGCAGGAUUUUCCCUGACGACUGAAUUCAUCGCAUAUCUACUAAAGAGUCCGUCCCUUCCUUACGAGGCAUCGAACACCCUCCGCCGGCUCUUCCUGGCCAUCGAUUAUGAUAUCCCUCUUUCGCUGGAGUCUCAGAGUCUCUUUGUUGAACAGCUUGAUGAGGCUCUCGAGCCUCACCCAUUGCUCACAGGAUCACGAUUACCAGAAAGUAUAAUUAACAUUCUGCAAGGAAUGGUUCCAGCCGUCACCGAAGCGUCCUGUAAACUGAAGGCUAUGAGGACUCUCCACCUUUACAGAAACCGUUUCCCAUCGAAUGAUGCCGCGUCAAAGGCGUUGAUACAUCUCCAAGGAGACCUUCCGAGUCCACAUCUGCCAUCUCCCCCGUUGGAUCUAUUUGGGUCACACAUGUAUACAAACACCAAGCUGGACAAACCGGUCACUUUGACCAGAAUACUGGGUGAGAGUAGGGAUGCCGCAGGUUUGGAUGUUGUCCUGCAAGGACCAUCAAUAACACGGUAA